Diprion similis is the source of this 2625-nucleotide messenger RNA. RefSeq names its product sterol O-acyltransferase 1. The record is from RefSeq and is a predicted model, not a curated record. NCBI's taxonomy places the organism in Eukaryota, Metazoa, Arthropoda, Insecta, Hymenoptera, Diprionidae. The transcript has 9 exons. Gene Ontology annotation, biological process: cholesterol metabolic process. The coding region runs from base 311 to 2056 and encodes 581 amino acids. Gene Ontology annotation, cellular component: endoplasmic reticulum membrane.
AGUGGACGAGGCGGGGAUCUAAGAGCGAGGAUCACCCAUCGACAAAGCUCAGAAUCAUCAUCAGUUGAACGGCGAUCAACGAAGCGCACUCGUCACAUUAUAUAGAACGGCUCUAAUUUAGCCAGCAGCGCGCCGAGGAUGGUCUCGUUGGGCCCCGGCUUCUAACUUCUAAUCACACCCGUAGUCAUCGGCUUCAAUAUAUCGCGGUAGCUUAUCUGUAUCUGUUCACGCAUCUACUUGCGGCCACCAUCAGACGCACGAAUCACUAUGUCCGAGUGAUAUUUAUUACUAGUAUAGUAGAUCAUCGAUCAUGAUGCAUUGCACCAACGGCCCUCUUCACGACAUGGAAGAAAGUAUAGUGAACCCUCAAGUCGCUGCAGAUGAUAAACUGCCCGAAGACCUUCCUCACAGGCGUCGAAACGCUGCGGUUAAUAUCACGCGGACGAAAGAAGCCCUCCAAAAAAUUGAUCCCGAUGAGGACCGUAAAUCUUCUAGAUCUAAUGAAACCACGGCCGUCGGUGAUGAUAUUCGGCGAAGCAUAUCGGUUGACAAAAUACGGGAUCUGAUGCAGCAAAUGGAAAGUGAUGUUAUGGAACAAGUCGGCAAUCAAAUCAAGCUGAUGAUGUCCGAAGUUUUGCAGCAAUUGGAGGAAAUGCAGCCUGGGAAACAGGCGGACGAUUUAUUUCAGGAGACAACAAAAUAUAGUAACAGGCAAAAAUCGUUGAAUGAUGGAUCCUUACCGGAGAAGAAAUUUUUAAUGAGGAAUUCUUUACUCACAGACUUAUUUAAAAUCAAACAUAUAAAAACAAUUUAUCACAUAUUUAUAGUCAUUCUAAUUAUUCUAUUCAUAAACACUGCAGUCUAUGACAUCGUGGAUACCGGUUCAACUAAUUUUGGGAUAUCCACGAUAAUGACGGCUUUUGGUAAAUUUGAUAAAGUACUUUGGAUAUGGUCCGGUAUGAUGGUUUCAACGUUUGGAGUUUACGUCGCCUUCAAUACUUGGGCUCAUCAACGGAUUCAUAUUGCGCCAAAAUCUAUUCAAUUAAAGAUGUGGGAUUAUAGCUGGUUGAUCGCUUUAAUCAUCUAUCAGAUUUUAUUCAUCAUAUUCCCAGCAAAGUCAUUGCUUAUAGAAGAUCUGCCAUCAGCAUCCAGUGUUGCUGUACUAAUGGAACAGGUUCGUUUAAUUAUGAAAACGCACGCGUUUGUGAGAAGUGCAGCACCGCGUACUUUAAACUACAAACCACACACGGAACAGACAAUCGCAACAAUCUGUCCUGGAUUCACAAAGUUUUUGUAUUACUUAUUUUGUCCGACGUUGAUAUAUCGGGACGAUUAUCCACGGACGAAAGUAAUUCGAUGGCGAGUCGUAGUUUGGAGUUACACGGAAGUCAUACUGGUCGUGUUCUACAUGGCAUUUAUAUUCGAACGUCUUUUGAUACCAGUUUUUAGGCAAUUCGGCGCAAGUCCACUCGAACCGCGAGCAUUAGUGCUGAGCGUGUUUGGGACGAUGAUGCCAGGAACAUUGGCGUUCCUUUGCGGUUUUUACUGCUUACUUCAUUCCUGGAUGAACGCCUCUGCAGAACUGCUGCGAUUUGCCGACAGAAUGUUCUACAAGGAUUGGUGGAACUCAACGUCGUACGGCGCGUAUUACCGUACUUGGAAUGUCGUAGUGCACGACUGGUUGUACACAUACAUAUACAAAGAUAUGUAUGAAAUAGUUGCUCCGAGAAACAAGAUGCUUUCAACAUUGAUGGUCUUUUCAGUAUCGGCAGUUUUCCACGAAUACAUAUUAGCAUUCACGUUCAGAUUCUUUUACCCGGUAUUGUUAGUAAUGUUCGGUGGUAUCGGUUUAAUAUUAGUAUUUCUGACCCGAAAAAAUGAACAAGCUGGAGGGAACGUUUUCAUGUGGUUAACGUUGUGCAUGGGUACCGGAAUGAUACUGAGUUUAUAUUCAAUGGAGUAUUACGCUAGGAUUAAUUGUCCGCCUUACCAAGACGAGUUUUUCGAUUUAUUUAUACCGAGAAGUUGGACUUGUCAUGGCUUAUCUAAUUCUUAAUUCUUGAAGUGUUGAGAUAUUUCAAAAGGAAUAGUACGGUCUUGGCUGAUCAGAAUCUGAGAAUAUAAUAAUGCCGCUGCUAUCGCUUUAGAUAAAAUACAAUUAUAUCUAUACCUAAUAUAAGCUAGUAGUAAGUUAUAGAGAUUGAAGUUUUCUCCAGAAACAAUAACUACGUCGUAAUUGAUAGUUCUUAUUGGAUUUAUCUAUAUUUCGAUUAGAUCUUCUUUUUUUUAAAUCAAUUGGUUUUAGUUGUAAGCUUCACGAAAUUGUAAAGACUGUUAUACCUAAGCUGGAGAAAGCCAUGUAUAAAUAUACAGAACGGGAAUGAUACAUAUGAUAAAACAUAUUUAUAGUGUAUGGGAAUAGUUAUGUUACUGGAAAUAUAUUUGCAAUAAUCAUAAUUGGCAUUUCUGUCUGUUUCAUUUUUCCGUACUUUUUUUUUUUAAGCCGAUAUAGUUAGUAAUUAUAUGUAUAGGUUUGUAAGUAUAGAUUUCUACAAAAAAAUUAACAUAACAAACUGUAAGGUACAAAAGCUAUUGUAUUUGACAAAUAAAUCUAUCAAAAUGUAA